CCUUGGUUAAUCAGUAACCAGGGUGGGAUCACCGCAACUCGCUGGUUUAAAGUAAGGGAGCAGAUGAGCCAGGACCUCAUUCAGCACCUCACUCAGCAGCAGCAGACGCACACGAAGGAAUCUUUUUAAGGUGACUACCAACAAAAGGUAAAAUGCGGACGCCUCUUCUAGCCCUUCUACUCUGCUGCUACCUCUCAAGAAGCCAAGCCAACCGCGUCUAUGUCCACCCCUUCCACCUCUUUGCCGUGGAGAAUGUGAGCUGCGAGACCCUGCAGACACAGACCUCCAAGCCUCUGGAGACGCUUCCUGUGGCCCCCCUUGAUAUUGAAGACCUCACACCAGACAGCAGGGACCUGUCGAAAAUGGACACACAGAGGCAGAACAUCACAGAGAGGACGGCGGUCCUGGCAGAGCUGUUGAACUCUUUGGGCCUGAGGAUGUACCAGGCUGUCAGCAGUAAGCAGCACAGCACCAACACCCUGCUCUCUCCAGUCAACACCUAUGGAACCCUCGUCACCUUCCACCUGGGGGCCUCCAGGAAGACUGCAAGCUCAUUCCAGGCUCUGUUGGGCCUGAGCAGGGAAACCGACCGAGAGGACUGUGUGUCCCUUGUGGAUGGACACAAGGUUCACAAGACCCUGCAGGGCAUUAACUCUCUGGUGGACGACGGACCCAAAGAUGAAAUCACCACCCAGGUCUGGACCUUCACUCGCCAGGACGCUCAGCUAUCCCAGGACUUUAUUCAAGGCACACAGGACCUCUCCGACACAUCGUUCAUCCGUGGUGUGGACUUCUCCAAACCUCAGGAGGCCGAGCAGCUGGUGAACAGCUUUUUGGAGAAGACAUCAUACGGGAGGGUGAAGGACAUCUUCAAAGAUCUGAACUCCAGCAGCAACCUUCUGUUUGUUUCUUCCUUCAACUUUCAAGGCAACUGGAGGACAGCUUUUCAACCAGAGAAGACCUCCUUGCAGGAGUUUCAUGUAGAUGAAACAACCACAGUGAUGGCUCCACUGAUGACCCACACAGGUCAAUAUCACUACCUGAAUGAUAAGGUACGGCGGUGCACAGUGGUCAAGCUGUCUCUGAGCAAACGGUCCUAUAUGUUGCUGGUCCUGCCUCACGAAGGUACCAACCUUAAUGACAUUGAGUCCAAGCUGCUCACUGACGUCAUGUCUGGCUGGCACGAGAGCCUUCAGGAAGGUCUAUUGGAGCUGUCCCUCCCAAAGUUCUCACUGUCUUCUGUGAGUAAUCUGCGCGACCUGCUGACCGACAUGGAUCCAGUAAUUGAGGCCAAGCUGUUGGGCUCUCAGGCUGAGUUCAGCCAAAUCAGCAACACCAAACCUUUCACUAUAGAUCAGGCCGUCAACAAGGUGUUGUUUGAGAUGUCAGAAGAAGGCGCAGAACCUCAGGAUAAGGUCCAGGAAGCAGGCAUCCCUCUGAAACUGUCCAUCAACCGGCCAUUCUUCUUUUCGGUCAUAGAGGGAGAUUAUAAUGCCAUCCUCAUGCUGGGCAAGAUCACCAAUCCAACACUGUAAAGUUAUAUAGUACUUAAAAACUCAUCAAGAUCAUACUCUUGUCUUCCAGCUAAAUAAAUGACCACACAGUACAUGAGGAAUAAAGCACAACCUAGCUCAAGAAGGAUCUAUCAAUGUUCACAGUGUUAUCUUUCACCACCUAGCUGAUCUCUCCAGAAACUGAGGAGUCACUGGGGGAUCCUUGUGUCAGUAUUUAUGAAAAGCUUUUACUUUAUGCUGAGUUAUGCAGCCUGUUAAAAAUCUUGAUUUGUUUUCCUUCAGUAAAAUUUAUUAUAGCAGAGUUCUGUAUAGUAUUUUUCAGUAGAGUAGGUACAGUAACCACGAUUCUCUAUGAUGAAUGACUAAUACGUUGUAUAUUAUAACCAAGAGUUUAUUUUUGUUUUGUUAACAUUUGUGAUUGCUGUAAUAAAACGUAUUGUUUCCCAAUAUA
This is a messenger RNA of Anoplopoma fimbria (sablefish), 1965 nucleotides long. It is a transcript of the gene agt, whose product is annotated as angiotensinogen. The coding region runs from base 153 to 1535 and encodes 460 amino acids. The record is from RefSeq and is a predicted model, not a curated record. Gene Ontology annotation, biological process: regulation of systemic arterial blood pressure by renin-angiotensin. The transcript has 7 exons. Gene Ontology annotation, molecular function: serine-type endopeptidase inhibitor activity. Lineage: Eukaryota; Metazoa; Chordata; Actinopteri; Perciformes; Anoplopomatidae.